This is a messenger RNA of Mollisia scopiformis, 1557 nucleotides long. Its product is annotated as ENTH-domain-containing protein. Gene Ontology annotation, cellular component: plasma membrane; clathrin vesicle coat; endosome. Gene Ontology annotation, molecular function: clathrin binding; phospholipid binding. The record is from RefSeq and is a predicted model, not a curated record. NCBI's taxonomy places the organism in Eukaryota, Fungi, Ascomycota, Leotiomycetes, Helotiales, Mollisiaceae. The transcript is spliced from 3 exons. The coding region runs from base 1 to 1557 and encodes 518 amino acids. Gene Ontology annotation, biological process: endocytosis; Golgi to endosome transport.
AUGGAUCUCGCCAGUCUGAGGGAGGCCGCGUCCAAUCUCACCCUCUACGAUCUCAAAGCGGGAGUGAGGAAGGUCCAAAAUGCCGUUAUGAAUUACACCGAAAUGGAGGCCAAAGUUAGAGAAGCUACGAACAACGAGCCAUGGGGCGCCAGUUCGAGUUUAAUGCAAGAAAUUGCGAAUGGGACAUACAAUUACCAGCUUCUCAACGAAAUUAUGCCCAUGAUAUAUAAGCGUUUUACGGAGAAAGCGGCCGAGGAAUGGAGACAAAUCUACAAGGCUUUACAACUACUUGAGUUCUUGAUCAAGAAUGGCUCUGAACGUGUCAUUGAUGAUGCUCGAUCACAUCUUACACUGCUAAAGAUGCUGAGACAAUUCCACUUCAUUGAUGCCAAUGGUAAAGAUCAAGGUGUCAAUGUACGAAACAGGGCCAAGGAACUUGCAGAGCUUCUGUCUGAUGUCGACAAAAUCCGCGCGGAAAGGAAGAAAGCCCGAGCCACUCGAAAUAAAUAUACUGGAGUUGAAGGCGGAGCCGGCUUGGGCGGUGGACUUUCGAGCAGCAGCAGAUAUGGUGGAUUCGGUAGUGAGGAGACGAGCAGCGGCGGUGGAGGAGGGUAUGGUGGAUACAGUGGUGGGGUCUAUGGCGAUGGUGGUGGAUUCGGAGGCCAGACAAGUGACUUUCAGGACUCUUCUAGCCGCGAUCAUUCAGCAACUGGACGGAGAGGAGAUAAAUUUGAGUACGAUGAAUACGACGAAGGGGCUGUCGCUGCACCAUCUCGAAGACAGGCUGAUACAGCAACAUCGUCCUCGAGCCGGCGGAAAACUACAGAACGAGCUGCAGCAAAGAAGCCAGAACCGCCAAAGAAGGAACCUGAGGUCGACCUAUUCUCUUUCGAUGACCCUAUCCCCACAUCUGCUCCCAUUGCAGCUCCAACCGCUUCGAACACAGUAGCAGACGAUGAUGAUUUUGACGACUUCCAAUCUGCCACUCCUUCUGUACAAACUUCAGCACCAUCAUUCCCAGCUGCUCCUACCGCAACCACCACUUCUACAACACAAUACGCCGCUCCUCAACCAGUAUCUGCUCCUAAAGCAGCCAAUCUGACCGAUCUCGUGGGAUUCUCAUCUAUUUCACCAGCGACCAGCACCAACCCUACACCAAUCAACUAUUCUGCUUUCUCUCCACCUGUUGUGGCUCAGCAACCACCGCGACCGACUGGCUACCAAGGUGCCCAACCGAAUUACUUCACUUCUGUUCAAGCCCCUGCAAAUCAAGGCCAGGCCAGCUCCGCUACCUCAUCCGUCAAAUCCCCAGCCGCUUCUAAGCCAGCUGCCGGCGGAGACGCCUUUGGAUCUUUAUGGUCAUCGGCAAGCGCUGGCAUCAAGAAGACUAGCACUCCUACUUCGGGACCUGCACUUGGUCAACUUGCGAAGGAAAAGGCCAGUGCUGGUAUUUGGGGUGCUGGAUCUUCUACUAGCUCAACCACCAUGGCACAGCAACAGAGACCAGCGCAGGCACAACAAUCAUUGGGGAAUGGACUCGACGAUUUACUGGGAUGA